Messenger RNA from Chlamydomonas reinhardtii, 1933 nucleotides. RefSeq lists its product as uncharacterized. NCBI's taxonomy places the organism in Eukaryota, Viridiplantae, Chlorophyta, Chlorophyceae, Chlamydomonadales, Chlamydomonadaceae. Gene Ontology annotation, biological process: tRNA-type intron splice site recognition and cleavage. The transcript is spliced from 7 exons. The record is from RefSeq and is a predicted model, not a curated record. Gene Ontology annotation, cellular component: tRNA-intron endonuclease complex. The coding region runs from base 244 to 1767 and encodes 507 amino acids.
CUUCGGAGCGUUUGGCCAGGCAUUUGGCCAGAGACCGUUGACCUGGCGCAAUUUUGCCACUUGCAUCUACACGCCAACGGGGCCAAGUUGACUGACAUAUUAUCUCAUAGCAAAUUUGUAUAUUUAGGCAGUACCAAACGGGACAACGCGUUAAGGCUGGCGGCGGCUUUGCUGGGCCUGCCACUGCAGAACUCUGCACUAAUGCUCGCUGCGUAGCGCAAUUACACAUCCAGUUGCAAGAAAAUGCCGAUUUCGGCGUCGGUCUUUCGCCGUGGAGGCCCCAAGAAGGAGCUGUUUGAUGUUAUUAACGAGGAUGUGGACGAAAGCAAGGAGCUGGACGAAAAGCUCGCGGAGUUGACGGAGCUACUGCAUUUGGAAAAGUCGGGUAAGGAGCUGUCGGCCGCGCUGUGGCGGCCGCACCUGUGCGCGGCGGAGCUGGUCAAGCAGCGCAAACACACCGCCCGCGACAUCGGCUUCAUCCGCGGGCGGCGCAUCUAUUUGCACAUAGAGGAGGCCGUGUUCCUGGUGGACCGAGGGGAUCUGCUGCUCUUCGCGGAGACUGACAGCACCACGUCAGCACAUCGGCAGCGGCAGCGGCAGGGGCCGGACGGGGAGGAGGAGGGGACGGGCGCCGGGGCCGCGGCAGGCGGAGCCGUGCCGGCGGAGGAGGAGGACGGCGACGGGGGCAAUGGCGACGGCGGCGGCGGGCGGCGCGGCGGCGGGCUGCAGCACGUGCGGCUGCUGUCCAUGCAGGAGGCGUUCGACCUCAUGGUGUGUUCCGGCGUGCCUCUUGAGCGCUACCUGCUGUACAGCGGGCUCAGCCGCAGCGGCUACCUGGUCAUGCGGCACCCCAGCAGGUGGCUGCUGCGGAGGGAGGAGCGGCCGGAGCAGAUCUGGGGCUACGGCGCCUGGGCCGGCUGCUACAGUCGCCAGCCGCACGCGCCCGGCUCCGCUCGCAUGCCGCCCAUGCAGCACCAGCUGCCGCCGGCAGACGCACCGCCCUCCUCGCACGCACCCGCGGUCGGGUCGGCCGCAGCGGCAGCGGCCGCAGCAGUGGGAGCAGGAGUGGGGAGACAGCCGGCGGCGGGAGCAGGAGCGGGAGGAACGGCGGGAGCGGGGCCGGCGGCAGCGUCGGCAGUAGCAGCGGGAGCAGGCGGGGGGCCGACGGCGGCAGUAGCAGCAAGCCGGGGGUGGUGGGGGCCGCUGGGGCCGCGGCACCCCAUGAUGGCGGGGGUGGAGGAGCUACAGUCGGAGCCAGGUGUGCGUGUGACGGAGCGCGCCCUGGACUCCCUGCUGACGUCCUUCCCGCUGCUGCAGCCGCUGCCCACCCUCCGCGCCGCCGCACCCCACCUGCUGCGGCCCACCACGGCCGCAACCGAUGACGCAGCAACAGCAACAGGCGCUGCUCCCGGGGGCGCAGAGGGGGAAGCGUCUGGGGCAACAGCUGCGGUCGGGGCUUCCAGGGCCGCCUCUGGGUUCGUGUCGCUAGGCAAGCCACGCCACGCCGCCCACCUGGUGUACGACGUGUACAAACCCGGCAGCUUCGUCAGCCGGUACAAGGGGCAUUUCCCUGCCGUACACACGCACGUGGCCAUGUGCAGCGAGUCGCCGCCGGCGCUGGGGGAGAUGUGGGCGGCGGAUGGGGCGGCGGCGGUGGCGGCGGCGGGCGAGGGCGGCAAGGCCGGGAGCGUGACGUGGGCGGCGGUGCUGAAUGGCGACAUCGCGCUUUACAGCAUCGGGCAGGCGGACUUGCUACGGCUGAUGUGAGGGUCUUGCCAUUGUGGUAUUUGGUAAUCAUGAUGAAGAGGAUGGAAGGAGGAGGAGCGGGCUAGCUGUAAUGCUGAUGCUGCGGAAACUUGGACAAGGCUGUGCGGUCCUUGAAGGAGUGGAGCCUGGAGGGCCUCCAUCGCGCCGUGCCGUGUUUUGCCAUCCG